GGAUGAUUUCUUGUAAAAUACAUGAUGUCAAGGAAAAGAGGAGGGUGGGAGGGACUCAGCUGCUUACAGUUAAGUGGUGCUGGGAGCACAAGUCUUUUCACUUAUCGGUCCUGUCAGGAGAAGAUGCACUCUUUGACUGAAAAUGCAAAGGAACUCUAAUGUAUCUAAAUGUGGACUUUGCUCGAUCUCCUUGCCUAAGCCAGCCAGAUGAACACACACACAACAGACCACAAGGCCAAGAUAAGGCAUCUGUGUUCCUGCCUUGUCCUGUGCUUGCAAUUGGCCUCUGGUGCUGUACCUGGUCCAUGUCAACACUCUGUGACUGAGGAACAUCUCCUGACUUUAAGAAAACUGAUUAUGAACCAAGUCCAAUAUGGCUGCUCUAUAUCCUUUAGGUUCACUGAACACCAGCACCUGAGUGAUAUCUGUUACAUUAAAGCAGCACUCCCUCACAUCCUGGACCUUCUGAAUGCACACUUCACAUAUGAAAAGGGGGCUGAUAAUUAUCACUACACAAGCUCACUAAAGGAAUUGAUCUACAACAUUUAUUCCCAGAAAUGCGUCCCUCCUAUCGAUGAAGAGAUCGAGGAAAAUCCAGUGAAGUUUGCCAGACUGUACACGUCUUUGCCCAGGGAGGGGCUACAAAAAACAGAGGAGGUUCUUCAGAUGUAUAAAAAGCUUAUGAAUGAAAAUGACAAACCUGUGAACUGGAACUGUGAGGAUGAGUAUACAAAUAAUGUUCCAGAAUCUACCACUGCACCUCCCACCGAAACUACAGAAUGUAAGUGCUCUUGUCUUCAACCUAUGAAGGCAUUUAUGUUCACAAGAUCUGCUCCAACUGCAUCCCCCCACACCCAAUCAAGAGCAUACACCUUCAAGAACAAAAAUGAAGGAUCUAGAGCACCUGAGCCUGCAGUCAACGAUAAAGCAAAAAACUCAACUCCAAAUCAGAUUUCUGUACUUUCCCCAGGUCCUGGCCCUUUUCCCAGCCUGCACACCAAACCUGAACUCAUCACAGACCAGCGUUCUGUAGCAAUUCAUGAGGAAUCUACAAACUUCAUUACUUCCACCACUCCAAAUUUGAUGGAUAACAGCAGCGGUUCUUCUGUAGCCAUGAGGAGUGAGGCACAAUCAGUUACAUCCUCUCCCAUUUCAUCCUUAAGUGAAUUACCAGGCAUACCAACAAGAACUGACCAAUCAGCAACAUCACAGCCAUCUGAAAAAAUCAACAGACCAUUAAUUUCUGAUAGGAAACCGUUGCUACUUCUUGCCAAGAGGUCUUUAGAUACCAGAGAGCAAGGAAUGCUUUCUGAUUCCUCCUCCGAUCUCCUCCGGAGUUGGAUUACUAAAACCAAAGGAAUUAGGAGAAAUAAAAAGUUUAAAGUCUUAGAGAUCACACCUGGAGAAACAGAAAACCAGCAUGCUGAACAUGUUGAACAGAACAUUCCUACACACCUCCAUCUUCAAAUGGCCAAAUCCUUACCAAGAAAUGUGUUUAAAAUAAUCAGCAAGGAUCCAGACUGCAAAGAUUCCAGAUGCACUGAAGGCACUGAAGACAGAUCAGAUCAGAGAUCCAGAGAUCGUGUAAAGAGAGACUCUGGGGAAAUAGAGUACCAACUUAUCCUGAUCUCUGUGUGCACAACAUUCCUGAUUACAGCUGCAUGUGUAUUACUGCUGUUCAUCACUGUCCUCUUCUACUGCAAGCAGCAGCAGAUCAAGGAUCUACAAAAAGAAGACAGGACUGUACACCUCUGAAGGAAGCAACUGGAAAUUUGGAUGAUGCUACUUCCUGCUGAAGAUGUGACUUUACAGAUUAUUAUUUACAGAAUAUUACAGAUGUUUCAUAUGGGUGACUGUAACAGUUUGAGUGAAUGUUGUGGAACACAAAAAUGUACAUUUUUCAUAAAUGAUUAUCGAUGACUAAUGUUAAAAGAUGUUUCACACACACACACACACACACA
Molecule: messenger RNA, 1961 nt
Organism: Hemibagrus wyckioides
Lineage: Eukaryota; Metazoa; Chordata; Actinopteri; Siluriformes; Bagridae
Gene: csf1a
Product: colony stimulating factor 1a (macrophage)
Exons: 10
Coding region: 208-1755 (515 amino acids)
Cellular component (GO): membrane
Molecular function (GO): cytokine activity; growth factor activity
Source: RefSeq, a predicted model, not a curated record